AUGGAGAGGGGUGGAGAAGGGGGCGUGUCUGAGUGUGCGGCUCUGCCCCUCAUCUCCUGCUGCCGCCCGUGGUGGGGGGGAGGGGGGCCGGGCCCUGCAGGAGAGGCGGACCCCCUUGUGGCCGCUGAUUCGGGAGCAAGGUUGGGGGGCGGAGAGGGAUGGAGAGGGGUGGAGAAGGGGGCGUGUCUGAGUGUGCGGCUCUACCCCUCAUCUCCUGCUGCCGCCCAUGGUGGGGGGGAGGGGGGCCGGGCCCUGCAGGAGAGGCGGACCCCCUUGUGGCCGCUGAUUCGGGAGCAAGGUUGGGGGGCGGAGAGGGAUGGAGAGGGGUGGAGAAGGGGGCGUGUUGGGGGGCGGAGAGGGAUGGAGAGGGGUGGAGAAGGGGGCGUGUCUGAGUGUGCGGCUCUGCCCCUCAUCUCCUGCUGCCGCCCGUGGUGGGGGGGAGGGGGGCCGGGCCCUGCAGGAGAGGCGGACCCCCUUGUGGCCGCUGAUUCGGGAGCAAGGUUGGGGGGCGGAGAGGGAUGGAGAGGGGUGGAGAAGGGGGCGUGUCUGAGUGUGCGGCUCUGCCCCUCAUCUCCUGCUGCCGCCCGUGGUGCGGGGGAGGGGGGCCCUGCAGGAGAGGCGGACCCCCUUGUGGCCGCUGAUUCGGGAGCAAGUUUGUUGGAGGAGAAAGGGGAAGGGAAGGGAGGGGGAGAGAGGGGAGGGGAGUAG
Messenger RNA from Closterium sp. NIES-65, 708 nucleotides. The record is from the annotation of a GenBank genome assembly. NCBI's taxonomy places the organism in Eukaryota, Viridiplantae, Streptophyta, Zygnematophyceae, Desmidiales, Closteriaceae.